Messenger RNA from Nicotiana attenuata, 916 nucleotides. RefSeq lists its product as uncharacterized. Gene Ontology annotation, molecular function: acyltransferase activity, transferring groups other than amino-acyl groups. The record is from RefSeq and is a predicted model, not a curated record. NCBI's taxonomy places the organism in Eukaryota, Viridiplantae, Streptophyta, Magnoliopsida, Solanales, Solanaceae. The transcript has a single exon. Bases 97 to 714 code for a protein of 205 amino acids.
AUGAUGUUUCAAUAAUCUAAAACUAAACAUUCUAUAACAUUUGUAAACAAGAAACUUGGGCGCUUUUUUGCUUCAGAAAAAUUUCAUUUUGCGGAUAUGGAAUGUGAUUCAUCCUGUGAUCUUACUCAUCUUAGUGAAGAGUUGACAGUGAAAAUAGAAGAGAAAUUGAAGUUGAGUCACAAAGAAGAUGGUAAUUCAGAUAUUACUCUCCGUCCAUUGGACCUCACCGAUGUUGAUGAUUUUAUGGAAUGGUUUGCGGAUGAUAACGUUAGUAAGUUCUGUUCUUGGGACACUUUCACAUCCAAAGAAGAUGCCAUGAAUUAUGUCACUGAUGUUGCCAUACCACAUCCAUGGUUUCAGGCAAUUUGUUUAAAUGGAAAACCAGUUGGUUCUAUUUCUGUAUCUCCAUUUCAUGGAACUGAUAGGUGCAGGGGUGAACUUGGAUAUGUGUUAGCAUCAAAAUAUUGGGGCAAAGGUAUUGCCACAAAGGCGGUGAAGAUGGCGGCCGCCGCUAUAUUCAUCGAGUGGCCACAUUUGGAGAGGCUUGAAGCUGUGGUGGAUGUUGAAAAUCCAGGAUCACAGAGGGUGUUGGAAAAGGCUGGUUUUACAAAGGAAGGUGUUUUGAGAAAGUAUUAUCUUCUUAAGGGGAGACCAAGAGAUAUUGUUAUGUUUAGUCUUUUAUCCACUGAUCCUCAAGUCAACUACUUUAUGUAAUAGGUUGGAAAAUCUUUACUUAAUUGGUGUCACCAAAAGGUCAUCAGCAUCAGAAAGUUUGAAUGGCCUGAGAAAUAUGAGCCACUACUCUGUAAAAAACUUUGAUUGUUUAUAUUUUAAAAGGGACAUGUAAAAAAGAUGAAUCCACUUGAUAUAAUAAUGAAUCAAGCUUAGCGGUCAAGAGGGCCAAUUUCGAAGAGAA